AUGACGGGAAGGAGUAGAGAAGUAGCGGAUGUGAUGAAGAGGAGAAAUAUUAACAUCCUUUGUGUCCAGGAGACCAGAUGGCGAGGUAACAAGGCCAGAGAUGUGGGAGAUGAGUACAAGCUCUUUUACAUUGGAGCAAAGAAGGAAGAAAAAGGAGGUGUGGGAGUGGUAUUGAAUGCUGUGUGGAAGAAACACAUUGUGAAUGUAAACAGGUGUAGUGACAGAGUAAUGAGCAUUGAGCUAAUGUAUAGAAAAGUCACAGUUAACAUCAUCAGUGCCUACGCACCACAAGUCUGCUGUAGCAUUGAGGAGAAAGAGGAUUUUUGGGAACAGAUGUGA
Scylla paramamosain (green mud crab) is the source of this 339-nucleotide messenger RNA. RefSeq lists its product as uncharacterized. The transcript has a single exon. Lineage: Eukaryota; Metazoa; Arthropoda; Malacostraca; Decapoda; Portunidae. The coding region runs from base 1 to 339 and encodes 112 amino acids. The record is from RefSeq and is a predicted model, not a curated record.